Elgaria multicarinata webbii is the source of this 1932-nucleotide messenger RNA. It is a transcript of the gene LMO4, whose product is annotated as LIM domain only 4. NCBI's taxonomy places the organism in Eukaryota, Metazoa, Chordata, Lepidosauria, Squamata, Anguidae. The record is from RefSeq and is a predicted model, not a curated record. The transcript is spliced from 5 exons. Bases 681 to 1178 code for a protein of 165 amino acids.
AGGGGCCUCCUUGCGCUUCCUGCCGCCGCCUGAGCUCUGAGGACGCAGCAGCAGCAGCAGCAGCAGCAGCAGCAGCAGCAGGAGGGGAAGAAGAAGCAGAAGCUGCGGCCGCCGCCGCCCCCGGCUCGCUUUCCUCCCCGCUCAGGACUUUCCCAGGACUGUGGUGGUUGGCAGCGGGAGCCUUUGGAAGCCGCCCGGGCUCCGCAAGGGUGGAGGAGGAAGAGGUGGCGGCGGAAGAGGGGUGGCGGGGGGGGAGAGCGAGAGAGCUCCGAAGUGCGGCCACAUCUGCCAAAACUUAACCCAGCGAUUGCAGCGGCGGCGGCGGCCGUGCUCGCUUUUCGCAGCCCAGCAGCGGCGGCGCCUGAGCUCUGCAGCUCCCCUCGAGGGGAAGCAGCAGCAGCAGGACGAGGAAGGAAGGAAGGGCUGAAGCGCAGACGUUUCCCGGACAUUUCUCUCCCUCCACCCCCACCCCGGUCCUCCUCCUCCUGGCUGGGGCGCUUGUAAUUUCCUGAGGCUGGCGCUUCGCCUGCAGCCCGUUGGCGUCUUUUUCUUGGUGCUGUUUUAAAACCCCAUAGACCCGUCUCUCUCCGGCAAGGAAACCUUUCCCGUCUCCCAAGAGCUCCCCAAACGCCACAGCCACGUUAUCCACGGCCUCUUGCACCAUAGAGGGGAAACAGACCAUGGUGAACCCGGGCAGCAGCUCGCAGCCUCCCCCGGUCACCAGUGGCUCCCUCUCAUGGAAAAGAUGUGCAGGCUGUGGGGGGAAGAUUGCUGAUCGCUUCUUGCUCUAUGCCAUGGAUAGCUAUUGGCACAGCCGGUGUCUGAAGUGCUCCUGCUGCCAGGCCCAGCUGGGAGAAAUUGGCACAUCCUGCUACACUAAGAGCGGCAUGAUCCUGUGCAGAAACGACUACAUCAGGUUAUUUGGGAAUAGCGGCGCUUGCAGUGCUUGUGGGCAGUCAAUUCCUGCCAGUGAGCUGGUUAUGAGGGCACAAGGGAAUGUCUAUCAUCUUAAGUGUUUUACGUGCUCUACCUGCCGGAACCGCCUGGUCCCCGGAGACAGGUUUCACUACAUCAAUGGCAGUUUAUUCUGUGAACAUGAUAGACCUACAGCUCUCAUCAAUGGCCAUUUGAAUUCACUUCAGAGCAAUCCACUACUGCCAGACCAGAAGGUCUGCUAAAAAGGUCAGAGUACUGCAGAAUGCGUGCCUUCAUCUCAGACUUUGUUCAUCACAGAUGGAUCCCAUGUCUCCAGUAGACAACUCACCUUUGUAGCUAGCAUCAAUGCCAGCUCCAUGCCAUUGCACCUUCUUUACUCUUGGUUGCCCUUCCCACAUUUAUUGGUGUAUUAAAAUGACUGCAAACGAACAUUAAGGACUCCAUGAAUCUGGGCUAAUGGGAGACUGUAGAGAAAAUGAAAAUUAAAAAAAAUCCACCAGAAGAGAACAACUUUGGGUUGGGAGGGGUGGGGGAAAUGACUAAUGAAGCUAAUUAAAAUAAGCUUUCAAGUCUGCUUUCUACCCUCAUUAACAAUUAGCAGGGCACUGGCCAGACUUUGUACCCUGUGUUUUACCUUAACAACAUUCUCUUUGCUCUUUGUAUAUUUAAGUGUUGUAAGGAAAUGUGUUUCAAAACUCCAACAUGAGCUAAAGGAAAGAUGGGGCUCUUGUGAUAUUCUAUCACAAAUACUUUUAUUGUAUCUCUGUAAAAUACAAUGUAUGUAUGCAUGUAAGUGUGUUUUGUCCUAAUGUUGCUACUUCCCAUGACACAAAAGAAAAAAGAAAAAAAAUCAAGCUCAUAGCAGCUGCUGUGUAGAAAUUUUCACCUACUCCUAAUUUGCUGAAUGAAGAAGAAAAAAAAACUUUUAUUUGUGAUACUUUCAGAGACAUUUGCUCUAGUAUGGUGUAUUUAAAUAAUAAAAACUUAAAAUGAAAA